AUCCCCAACUACCACGUUGGGAGAAUUCUCAUCCUUCUGCGUGACGACGGAAAAUCUCUGCAAUCUCCGGUAAGUUGUCGACGGUAUACGAUCUCCGGCGAAGAUGAACGACGCAGAUGUCUCGAGGCAGAUCCAGCAGAUGGUGAGGUUCAUCCGCCAAGAGGCGGAGGAGAAGGCCAACGAGAUAUCGGUCUCCGCGGAAGAAGAAUUCAAUAUCGAGAAGCUACAGUUGGUUGAGGCGGAGAAGAAAAAGAUCAGGCAGGAGUACGAGAAGAAGGAGAAGCAAGUUGAAGUCCGUAAGAAGAUUGAGUACUCCAUGCAGUUGAAUGCCUCAAGGAUCAAAGUUCUCCAAGCACAGGAUGAUAUAGUCAAUGCCAUGAAAGAUGAUGCAUCAAAGGAGCUUCUGAAUGUGAGCGGUGACGACUAUGCCUACAGCCGACUUCUGAAGGAUCUGGUUGUUCAGUGUUUGCUUCGGUUGAAAGAGCCUUCUGUGUUGUUGCGUUGUCGUGAAGAUGACUUGAGCUUAGUCGAGUCGGUGCUUGACGAUGCAAAGGAUGAAUAUGCUGAUAAAGCCAAGGUCCAUGCUCCAGAGAUCAUUGUGGAUCACCAAGUUUACCUUCCACCUCCUCCUAAGCACCACGAUUCUCAUGGUCUCUACUGUUCCGGGGGCGUUGUGUUGGCAUCUCGUGAUGGGAAAAUCGUGUGUGAGAAUACACUUGACGCGCGUUUGGAUGUAGCCUUCCGCAAGAAACUUCCAGAGAUCCGCAAGUCCUUGUUCGGCCAUGUUGCUGCUUGACGAUGAGAACACACAUAAUUCAAAAGCUCAAACCCAAAAGAGCAUAACAGAGAGUUUCAUCAUCCAUCUAUGGGAGGAGUUAUCUGUAAGAUCCAUUUGUAUUCUGCUAUUCUUUUUCUUUUUAUUAUAUUGAUUUGGGUAAAUUAUAUGUUGGAGCUGCGGGCGCAACCCAUGGUCGCUCUAUUAUAUGUGGUUCUGGGUGUUAAUGGUGAAUGGUGUUUUAUUUAUCAUUGCUAUAGUAAAUGGUAAAUCAUUUCAUA
Tarenaya hassleriana is the source of this 1056-nucleotide messenger RNA. RefSeq names its product V-type proton ATPase subunit E1. Lineage: Eukaryota; Viridiplantae; Streptophyta; Magnoliopsida; Brassicales; Cleomaceae. The transcript is spliced from 6 exons. Gene Ontology annotation, cellular component: proton-transporting two-sector ATPase complex, catalytic domain. Gene Ontology annotation, molecular function: proton-transporting ATPase activity, rotational mechanism. Bases 104 to 796 code for a protein of 230 amino acids. The record is from RefSeq and is a predicted model, not a curated record. Gene Ontology annotation, biological process: proton transmembrane transport.